Molecule: messenger RNA, 1044 nt
Organism: Penicillium antarcticum
Lineage: Eukaryota; Fungi; Ascomycota; Eurotiomycetes; Eurotiales; Aspergillaceae
Product: tyrosinase family protein
Exons: 4
Coding region: 1-1044 (347 amino acids)
Molecular function (GO): oxidoreductase activity
Source: RefSeq, a predicted model, not a curated record
AUGCGCCUCGCCCUUUUCGGGGCCGCACUCAGCUUUGUUGCUAGUGCGGCGGCUUCGUCGCUCCCUCACCCUCACUCCAAUCAUGUACGCACUGCCAACGGCCAUGCGAGUACUGAAGAGGCUAUUCCGGGCUACUUCUCAGGCAGUUGCACAAAGGACAAGAUGACUAUCAGGAAGGAGUGGCGUCAUCUGUCUAAGGUGCAACAGAACGAUUUUCUCGACGCCGUUCAGUGUUUGAUGGACAAGCCCGCCAAGUCGGGUUUGACUGCCACUACUAGUCGCUUCAGCGAUCUUCAGGCACUCCACCGUGGAAUGACCAACACGGCUUAUGCAGACAUCAUUCACCAUGUGGGUCAAUUUCUUCCCUGGCACCGCUACUACAUGCAUAUCUAUGAGACUCUUCUCCGUGACGAGUGCGGCUACACAGGUUCCAUCCCCUGGUGGGAUGAAGUGAAGGACGCAGACAGUGGAGAUAUGUGGGGGUCUUCCAUGUGGGGGGCCGAUGCCUUUGGAGGGAAUGGAACUGGAUCUGGAAACUGCGUCCAGGAUGGCCGUUUUGCCAAUUAUUCUCUGCAUAUCGGACCUGGAGAUAAAGAUACCGAUUACUGCCUCCGACGCGCAUUCGAAAGUGAGCAGGCGAUCGCCAACGCUAAUAGCACGGUCCUAAAGAUGUGCAACUCUUACAACACCUACUCCCCCUGGUGGAACUGCAUUUCCAACAUUCCACACAAGGGUGUCCAUACAUAUAUCGGUGGUGUUAUGUCAGACAUUAAGAGCAGCCCUGGAGACCCCGUUUUCUUCAUGCACCACAUGUACAUUGACCGUGUUUGGUGGCUGUGGCAGAAGCAGGAUCCUGCCAACCGACUCUACGAUGUUAGCGGUCCUACCGUGAACGAGACUGCCAACGUAGAGCCUGCAGGUGGUUGGCAAAAUGCCACAUUGCACUACGAGCUUUCUUCCUUCAACAUCAUGCCGAAUACGACCAUUGGCAAAGUGAUGAACCCUCAGGGGGGUUACCUCUGCUAUGGCUAUGAUUCCGAGUGA